Messenger RNA from Fopius arisanus, 1251 nucleotides. Its product is annotated as putative 115 kDa protein in type-1 retrotransposable element R1DM. The record is from RefSeq and is a predicted model, not a curated record. Lineage: Eukaryota; Metazoa; Arthropoda; Insecta; Hymenoptera; Braconidae. The transcript has a single exon. Bases 1 to 1251 code for a protein of 416 amino acids.
AUGCCAUCGCCAUCGUGUUCGGUGCUCCUGAACAGAAUUGUGGAGACGCUGUUCCCAAGUCAACCGGAAUUUCGCCGAAACUCUGAACAAUGGGAAGGAGGAAUAAUCCCGAAGAUCACCAGAGAAGAGCUGAUGGAGGCCUGCAAGAGAGUGGGAAACUCCAAAGCUCCAGGGCUGGAUGGAAUCCCGAACAUUGCGCUGAAACUGGCCAUUAACACGAUGCCAGAGCACAACGAGUGCCUCAGAGAGGGCAUCUUUCCUGCUAUGUGGAAGCAGCAGAGGCUGGUAUUGCUCCUAAAAGCGAAUAAACCACCGGACGAACCUUCAUCGUACCGUCCUCUUUGCAUGCUCGAUACUGCUGGCAAGAUUCUCGAGCGCCUCAUCCACCAGAGGAUAGACGCUGCCGUGGAACCUGCGCUUGUUGGAAACCAAUAUGGUUUCCGGAAAAGUCGGUCCACAGUUGAUGCCAUCAACCUUGCUGUCGAAACCGCAAGGAAAGCGAUUGCAGGGGAACGAUGGCUGAAUGGCACCAAGGAGUAUUGCCUGGGGGUGACGCUGGACAUCAAGAACGCCUUCAACUCAGCUCGAUGGGACUGCAUUAUGGAGGCUCAUGCCAGACUAAACGUAUUAGGCUACUUGCAGAGGAUGGUCAGUAGCUAUUUUAGCAGAAGGGUCCUGAAGUAUGACACGGAGACUGGGCCCAAAAAGUACAAAGUGACAGGAGGAGUACCUCAAGGUUCAGUCCUGGAUCCCCUCUUGUGGAACAUCAUAUAUGAUGGGCUGCUGAAGCUGAAACUUCCCCAGCGAACCAAGCUUGUGGCAGUCGCAGAUGACGUGGCCGUGGUCAUCGUCAGGAAACAUCUGGAGGACAUGAAGCGUGUCUUCAGUAUAACCUUCGAGAAGAUCCGCUGCUGGAUGGAUUCCGUUGGACUGAGCCUAGCGGAAGAGAAGACGGAAGCCGUAUUGAUCACCUGCAGGAAGAAGAUCGAGACGAUUACGCUGCAAGUCAGGUGUUGUGAAAUCACCUCCCAGCCACCCAUACGAUAUCUGCAGGUGAUGAUCCGAUGCGCGACUGAACUUCAAGCAGCAAGCGGAGUACGUGGAAGCCAAGGCAUCUGGUGUGAGAUCCACCUUGUCAUGCCUUAUGCCAAACAUCGAGGAACCCAAGCAGAGAAGAGGAGCACUUUUGUCUUCAGUGAUUACUUCGGUCCGCACAUAUGGGGAAAUGUCCUACAACUGCAGGAAGCAUGA